UGUGAGUGUGUGUGAGUGUGUUUGAGAGAGAGAAGGGGUGGUGGGGGGAGCGCAAGAGAGAGGGAGACGUUUCCCAGCCGUGAGACAUGUGAGUACAACCCUGAACUCCCGUACGUCGAGUGGUUUCGCACGCGCGUUACGCAAGCAGGCCGACACGGACCCGUUAGCGGAUUGGGCGCGCGCCGAGGAUGCAUCUCGUCCACCUGGAACCGCAGGCAAACGGAGCGUAGGGAGCGCGGGAGCGCGCGCGGCGAACUCCAAAGUUUUCGAAGUCGGCCGGAGGGGAAGCGCGGCCUCGGGACCUCGAGACGGUGAAUGAUGAUGUUCUGAGGCUUGGGGAAGGAAGAAGAAGGAGGAGGAAAAAGAAAAGAAAUUCAUAAGAAAAGAACAAGAGGCGAUGAAGGCGGUGACGCGGAGCGGGAGGCGGCGAACCUUCGUCGCGCGCCUCUGCUUCGGCGGCUUCGGGCUGCUCGCGCUCGCGUGCCUCGCGCGCCUCCAACACCUGACAGUGACAGAAGCUUCAAGAUCAGACCUUGCUGAAGAUGUCAGCCAUGACUGGACUGGACGCAAGCUGAUGCAAGAUGGAAUUAAGAACCACACUUUAGAACAUCCUCGAGCAGCCAUCCAUGAGUUCCCUGAAGACAUUUUUACUAAGGAACAGAGGAAGAGAGGGGCCGUGCUUCUGCAUGUGCUAUGUGCCAUUUAUAUGUUCUACGCUCUCGCUAUCGUCUGCGAUGACUACUUCGUCCCCUCCCUGGAGAAGAUCUCGGAGAACCUGCAAUUGAGUGAGGAUGUGGCCGGGGCUACGUUCAUGGCUGCUGGAAGCUCUGCUCCUGAGCUUUUCACUUCUCUGAUUGGUGUAUUCAUCACUAAGGGGGAUGUGGGAGUGGGAACGAUUGUUGGGUCAGCUGUUUUCAACAUCCUCGUCAUCAUCGGAGUGUGUGGCAUCUUCGCUGGUCAGGCGGUGGCUCUUACCUGGUGGUCUCUGUUCCGAGACUCACUCUACUACAUCUUCUCCGUUCUGGCUUUGAUCUUGGUCAUCUACGAUGGGUGUGUUGUGUGGUGGGAGUCCAUACUUCUGAUUUCCAUGUACGGAGUUUACAUUCUCAUCAUGAAGUUUAACAGUCAGAUUGCGAGCUUCGUGGAGCGGCGUUGCGGUGGUCCGGGUUGGUGCUGUCUCUGUGGAGAAACCCCUCGAAACGAUGACACUGUGGAGGAUGGAGCCAACUGCAAUACAUCUAUGGUGCUUUUAAGAAAAGGUCAGUCUGGUGCAGCACAGCAGGAAUCUCCAGUGGUGAUGGUGGAUGAGCUGCUGAUCCUCCGGCCUCACCAGCUCUCUUUUCCAGAGGCGGGUCUACGCAUCAUGAUCACGCCCCAUUUCUCACCUCGCACUCGUCUCAGCAUGGCCGGCCGUGUAUUAAUCAGCGAAAGACAGAGGCUGAUAAGGGAAUCAGGGCAGAGGGGAAGCCUUGUGAAGACAUUCAGCUCCGGAGGAAUUGAGAACGGAGGGAGUGUGGAGAGACCCCUUCAGGAUGGAGAGAGGAUCGACAUUGAUGGAACUGUAAAAGCAGAUAACUCUCAGCCUGAGGAAGAGGAUGACGGCGAUGAAAUCUUCAGACCUCACCACUUGCCAGAUAGGUGUGGUGCCCGUGUUAAGUGGGUAGUGUCAUGGCCACUGGGUGUGCUGCUGUACUGCACUGUGCCAAACUGUAUUCUUCCUCGCUGGCAUCGCUGGUUUAUGGUCACCUUCAUCAGUUCAACACUCUGGAUCGCCAUCUUCUCCUACAUGAUGGUGUGGAUGGUCACCAUUAUCAGCUUCACCCUGGACAUCCCGGAUUAUAUCAUGGGUAUCACGUUCUUGGCAGCAGGCACCAGCGUGCCGGAUUGCAUGGCUAGCCUCAUCGUAGCUCGCCAAGGUAUGGGAGACAUGGCAGUGUCAAACUCAAUAGGCAGUAAUAUAUUUGACAUCUUGCUAGGUUUGGGCUUCCCAUGGAUGCUCAGAACGCUGGUGGUCGAACAUGGAUCAUCGGUGUACAUCAACAAUAAGGGUCUGGUGUACUCAGUUAUCCUGCUUCUCGCAUCCGUCUUCCUCACUGUGAUGAGUGUUCACCUGAAUGGCUGGAAGCUGGACCGGCGUUUGGGUUUCGGCCUCUUGCUGCUUUACUCAAUCUUCCUCCUCUGCUCCAUUCUCUUUGGGCAGCUUUAAAAAAAAAAAAUCACAACCCUGUACAUCCUAUUUACAUCCAAGUCCAACAGUCAAACUAGUUUUGUUCUCGUUUUGAGUUUGAUUUAUUCACACUGGACAUGGUGUUAACCUGAGCUGAAUCUCAGGCCAAAGCAGAGACAGUGGAGGAAAGGGAGGAGGAACAGACGGACUCACAGCUCAGAAGGAAAAAUUCUGAAACCGGAUCCGUCUGGAUUACGAAUGCAGUUACACUGUACAUGUACAGCUUUUUUCAGUGUUUUUUUUUGUUUUGUUUUAUCAAGUUCACACUGAAUCAGUUCCAAAAGUGUUCCACUUCAUCCAUAAAAAGCACUGCUGCCUAAUCCUGAGAAGAUCAAAACGGCAGUAAACGCGAUAUAUAUAUAUUUAUCUUCUAAAGUUGUUACAAAUGCUCCAGAAGCUUCCGCAUUCUUUGUGAUGGCUGCGCAACGUCAGUAUGAAACCAAUCAGCCGGGAUGAACAACCGCCUCAGACGAACGACACAUUCACUGUAUAUUCAAUUUUAUUCAUUCAGAAGAUGCUUUUUUUCCAAAGCGGCGUACAACUGAGAAACAAAUCCGCUCUCCGAGUCCGAUUCCAAACACAACUGAGCAGUCAAGGGAUCCGAGGAUUUCAACUCGCAUCUUAAAUCGCGUUACGAGGCCCGAAAACAUGACGAGGAUCCGGUUUCACCAGCUGAAGAUGAUUGUAAGUCACAAUGUAGGAAAAAAAAACAAGCAUGGUUUCGAAUUAAUUGAAAAAGACACACUGGGUAAAUCUUCCCAAGUAGCCCGGAAAGUUAUCACAGAUUAAAACGUGUUGUGAUGUUUUUCAGUAUAACCAGCCAAUCAGAAGCGUGAUUCAAGAUAAACAGGAAACACUGCAUCCACAAUCGACACGGGUCAAGAAGCAGGGAAGUGGUUACGUAUCUGUCAAUAUCAGUUUUAUGCCUUUUUUUUUUUUUUUGUUCUGCCACUUAUAAACUAAUAACAGCCAUCAGGAGGUUUGAUGACAAAGCAAUCAAGAGCAGGAUUCAAAGGAUCUUCCUACAAGAUGAAUAACUCUGAUUAAACAUCUUCACCAUAAAACUUGGACUUUGACACUAAUAGGGAACACUAACUAGGUGACAAAAAUAUCUACAGACAAUCAGUGAGUAAAACCCAACUCUUAUCCCAUACAAUGAUUCACCCUGUGUGCCCUUUUUUCCAUAGAAGCAGAACAAAAUCCUCUUUUCUCCACCAUAACCCAAUUCCAGCCACUGAUGUAGCUCAUCAAUACAUCCGAAUUUUACUGGAAUUACCGAAUAUUUUAAAAACAAACAUAGUGUGUGAACACUGGGGGAAACAUAACUAGGAUUUUUAGUUAUCAACUAAAUGAAAUGUUCUCAUACAUGCCCUGAUCAUUCAUUCUAGGUGACUAACAUUUUGUUAUCAAAUCUGGAACUGACUAAUCUAAAAAAAAAAAAGCAGAGAAAGAAAACAUGCACUCAAUACUCACACAUCAUACCGAGUACAAAUAAAAUAGACAAAAUGAGUGAAAA
Molecule: messenger RNA, 3743 nt
Organism: Silurus meridionalis
Lineage: Eukaryota; Metazoa; Chordata; Actinopteri; Siluriformes; Siluridae
Product: sodium/potassium/calcium exchanger 3
Exons: 17
Coding region: 398-2206 (602 amino acids)
Biological process (GO): intracellular calcium ion homeostasis; calcium ion transmembrane transport
Cellular component (GO): membrane
Molecular function (GO): calcium channel activity; calcium, potassium:sodium antiporter activity
Source: RefSeq, a predicted model, not a curated record